CAAACUGCCAAGUCGACACUCAACUUUUUUGCAACAGAGAUGGCAGAAGUUGAUAAUCAACUAGAGAUCAAGUUUAGGUUAACUGAUGGUUCUGAUAUCGGCCCUAAAGCAUUUCCUGAUGCUACAACUGUUGCUGCAUUGAAGGAAACUGUUAUUUCUCAAUGGCCUAGAGAAAAGGAAAAUGGGCCGAAGACAGUGAAAGAGGUGAAGUUGAUAAGCGCAGGGAAAGUUUUGGACAACAACAAGACUGUUAAAGACUACCGAAGCCCUGUUUCUAUUGGCGCUGUCACCACAAUGCACGUUAUCAUCCAACCUCUGAUUACUGAAAAAGAAAAGAAGCCUAAAGGUGAUGAUCCAAAGAUGAACAAAUGUGUCUGCUCAGUCAUGUAAGACAAACGCAAAAUCUCAACAGAGGCAGGUUACUGCUCUGUUCCCUCAUGUGGUUUGGUAUAGAUUGUUUAUUGAUGCAUAACCAUAAGUGUUGAACCGUUUUUUUAAAGUAUAAAUC
Raphanus sativus (radish) is the source of this 508-nucleotide messenger RNA. RefSeq names its product membrane-anchored ubiquitin-fold protein 1. The record is from RefSeq and is a predicted model, not a curated record. Gene Ontology annotation, molecular function: protein binding. The transcript has 3 exons. Bases 40 to 390 code for a protein of 116 amino acids. NCBI's taxonomy places the organism in Eukaryota, Viridiplantae, Streptophyta, Magnoliopsida, Brassicales, Brassicaceae.